This is a messenger RNA of Pecten maximus, 2125 nucleotides long. RefSeq lists its product as uncharacterized. Gene Ontology annotation, biological process: NADPH regeneration. Bases 364 to 1404 code for a protein of 346 amino acids. The transcript has 10 exons. The record is from RefSeq and is a predicted model, not a curated record. Lineage: Eukaryota; Metazoa; Mollusca; Bivalvia; Pectinida; Pectinidae. Gene Ontology annotation, molecular function: nucleotide binding; oxidoreductase activity. Gene Ontology annotation, cellular component: cytoplasm.
ACAAAGGAAUGUCCCUUUAAAUCCGGUGUUUGGUAUAAUAACAUAAAAGUUUCCAAUCUUUUCUUUUCCUUUCAGCUUUCAAACGGAAGGUGAAUUUCUCCCGUAUUUAAAUAGUGAGUCGAUAGGACUCGUAUCGUCUUCAAUCGGCAGGGGAGCUCGAUCAUCGCCAGAAGACGGAUCCCCGAACUAUAUAAGCAUAUUUCAUGGAACAUAAACCUGGAAGCCAACAUUAAAAAGCCAUGUCCUACUUUCCUCGUUGAACUACCGAUCGUACCCUUGACUACCGUUUGUAUAGAGGACAAGCCACCUGAUAGCUUGUACGUCAAACUCUACAAAGCUCACCACAAACGAGGACGCAUUGAGAUGACGACACAGGCAGAGGUUGGAGCAGCUUUACUAGGAGUUGGUAGAAUUGGACAAGUGCACCUGAGGAACCUCGUGGAAAUAUCUGAUUUCCGGGUCCGAUGGAUUGUGGAUAUUAAGGAAAAUCAUGGGAAAAUAGAGGAACUUAUCAGGAAAUACAAAUUAGGUGAUGAAGCAGAGAUAACAACUCCAGAAGACUUAGACAAAGUCAUGGAAGAUUCCAGGGUCAGAGUCGUGGUUAUCUGCACUCCUACCACUUAUCAUGAACAUGCCAUCAUAAAAGCCCUUAAAUCAGGGAAACACGUUUUCUGUGAAAAACCUCUUGCGCCGACAUUGGAAUCAGUGAGGACAUGCUAUGCUGAGGCAAAUCGACAAGGAAAAACCCUCUUUUGUGCUGUUAACAGACGAUUUGAUCCCCAAUUACGUCAAAUCCGCGACGAGCUACUUGUCGGAAGGUAUGGUAGACCUCGUGUUAUCAAGAUGACGUCACACGACUUGAGUCAUCCAUUGGAGUACUACAAAUACAGUACUGGAGGUAUCUUUCUCGAUAUGGGUAUCCACGAUAUUGACUAUGUUUGUUGGCUGGCGGGAGGUAAACCAAAUUCUGUAAUGGCAACAGCUGUCAGAUCUUCCGAAAAAGCCAAAAGUUACAAGAGCAUAGGGGAAUUUGAUUCGGCGUCCGCCAUUUUGACCUUCCCAAGCGGUGUGAUUGGUCAGCUAGAUAUGUCACGUGAGAGUGGAUACGGAUAUAGCCAAACAGUAGAGGUGCUUGGUACUAAGAUGUUAGCAAAGAGUAAAAAUAUGAUGGAUACAGAGGUUGAGUGUUCAUGUGCUGACGUUGGAACAAAUAUUGGGAAAAUGACAGACUCUUUUCUUACACGGUAUGAAAAAAGCUUCAGAUUAGAAAUGGAACAUUUCUUGGAUGUCAUACAGGGUAAGGCAGUGUGUGACGUAACACCAGAGAGUUAUAUCAUCGCAUCAGAAGUUUCUGAAAUGCUGACGACAUCUGCACAGACAGGACAAGUCAUAACAUUACAAUGAAUUUUAUUUUUUAGAUAAAGAUAUCAUGUUUAGGCUAUCUUAGACAAAGUGACCUAUUCUAAUCGCCUUUUGUCCGUCGUUGUGCGACUUGCUUCUUGCAAGCGUCGUUCGUUCCUUAACAAUUUACAUUGUCAACUUUUUCACAAAAAACCCUGAACCAGUUUCAAUUUGUUACAGAAACCUUCCAAUGGUCAACCUAAAUUGUGAAUAAUAUGGUCAGGGAACUGAGGGGCGGGGCAAAAAGGGAUCAAAUUGACCGAAUUUCAUUAAAAAACAAAACAAAAAACAAAAAAAAACAAAAAAACAAAAAACAAAAAAAACAUAGAAAGUUUUCUAAGAACAAAGUUAAGUCGAAUCAAAUAUUCUUCAUAGAUGGUAGAGUGCUUUACCCAAAUUGUGAAUUUCAUAGCCCUCGGGGCUCACGUUUGCCCUUCGGUAAACUUUACUUUAGCUUAUAUAGGGAAAUCAUUUUUGACUUGUCAUUUGUUCAAUUUCUUUUGGAAUUAAUUCCAACUUUGUUAGAAUCGUCAGUAUGGGAUGACAAUUUGAAAAUAUGCACAUGUUGGUCCUGACUGACCACAGAUGGGCGGUGCCCGAAAGGUUAAAUUAACGGAAACAUUUCAGAACUCAGGUGACCGUAAAGACCAAUGGGUGUCUUUUUAAAAGCUAUAUAUAAGCAGAAAAUAUGUCGGAUGUUUUAUAAAUACACUAUAUAUAUAAA